Messenger RNA from Miscanthus lutarioriparius, 2091 nucleotides. Lineage: Eukaryota; Viridiplantae; Streptophyta; Magnoliopsida; Poales; Poaceae. The record is from the annotation of a GenBank genome assembly.
AUGUUCUGGCUCGGAAUGAUGCUGACCAUGAUUUUGGCACAGUCGGUGCAAUGGUGGAGCGAAUGGGGGUUCCGGAUCACUGUCGUCUCGAGCUUAGGGGCAAAUCUUGUCGUCGGCAUCCUGUCCGGGACACGGCGGCGCUCGGCGGCCCGCUGGUUGUGGGCGUUACUAGGCGAGGUGGCUAAGUUGUUCGUCUGGCUUGCGUACCAGGUCGCUGAGGCAGCGGCGACGAGCGCACUCGGCAGCCUGUCCCUCUGCGGCUCCGAUGCGUCGGAGGAGGAGAAGCAGGUGGUCGCGUUCUGGGCCCCGUUCCUCCUGCUGCACCUGGGCGGCCCGGACAACCUGACCGCCUACGCUCUGGAGGACAACAAGAUCUCCAACCGCAAAUGGCUUGAGAUAGGCGUUCGGAUUCUGGUGGUCAUUUAUACCAUCAACAACAACACACAUCGCGGCGGCCGCAGCUGGGCUCUGCUGCUCGCGGCGUCCGUCGUCAUGCUCGUCGCCGGCGUCGUCAGGUACGUGGAGAGGGCUUACGCCCUACGGAAAGCCAACUUGGAUAGCAUGCAGGAGGACGCCUCGUCAAGCAGCAGAAAGGACGACUUUAAGAUGCUGAAAUGCAGAAUCAAGAGGGCGAAGAGGCAGGGGCAGUUGUUCCGCGACGGAGAAGCGCUGCUCCUUGCUCAGGAUCUGUUCCCCAUCUGGCGCCAUGCCCUGGUCGGUUCUUCUGUCGAUCCAGCUUCUAUUUCACCAAGGCAGGAAGCCAGCGAGAUGAUACUCUCGGAGUGGGACUGGGAGAGCAUGUGCAUGGUGGCCGAGAUGGAGCUGUCCCUCAUCUACGAGUUCCUCUACACCAAGGCGAUCCUUGCACACACCUGGCACUACUACCUCAUCCGCUUGUUGUCGCCCCUCUUCACUGCUGCUGCCGCAUUUCUCUUCUGCUUCUGGCUUCAUCCUGAUAAGCAGCAGCAAGGCGAUGAUGGCCACCGGGUCAGGGGAUCCUUUGUCGGGAUCACCUACGCCUUGCUGGCCAUUACCUUCCUCAUGGAUGUGGCAUGGCUGCUGAGAGCCCUCGGGUCGACAUGGGCGUACGCCUACUUCCAGGGCGCCGGAAGAAGAUGGUGGUGCAGCAUCCACCGCAUCGUCGUCCGCCUGGACCCGUUGCAGCUAUUCUGCCGCGAUCCGGUCAGCCACAGGCGGUGGUCGGGCACCAUCGGCCGGUACAACUUGCUGGACGAGUGCACUGCCACCCCUACGACUCGUCCAGAGUGGUGGCCGGUGUCCAUGCCUGGAGACGACAGACCCAAGGAGUUGCGGUAUCUGUCUAAGCUUCCUCAAUGCGUAAAGAAAGUGCUGUUCGAGCGAGUGACGGAAAUAUUGCAGCAGGCCAUUAAUACUGAGGAAAAACAAAUUGGUCAGGAGAAGGAGAAGGAGAAGGAGAAGGAGAAGGAGGAGGAGGAGAAGAAGAUGUACACCAGGUUCGACAUCAGGACACACUGGGGCCACAAGGCCUUCCGCCGUGCACCUGAGGAAGUCAAAAACAAAUUCAAGACACACUGGGGCCACAAGGCCUUCCGCCGUGCACCUGAGGAAGUCAAAAACAAAUUCAAGCCAUUCCGCAUGGAAUUCGAGGAGGACGUCCUCUUGUGGCAUAUCGCCACCUACAUGGUCCUCCCGGGCAUCCAAAACGGACAGAAAGGAAGGAGAAGAAUACUUGCGUGGGCAAUUGAGGUGAUGUCGGAAUACAUGAUGUUCCUUGUUGCUGUUCGCCGACAAAUGCUACCUGGCCUUGUCCUCCACAGCCAGUUACAGGUAACAAAGCAGCAGAAAACCCGCGACAUAUUGGUUCAAAUAUGGAAUCGAGGCGACAAGCCAACUACAGUAGAAAGCGGAGCUGCCCCGCGGGUACCAGAUGAGAUGCUGGAGUUCAUCUUCAAUGUGUGGGUGGAUAAGCUGGUGUACACGGCCGUCCGGUGCAGCACGGAGGCCCAUGCCAAGCAGCUCAGCGCCGGUGGCGACCUCACCACCGUGCUGUGGAUGCUCAUCCAACAUGCUGGCCCGUUUUGCAUUGGAGAAGAAGAAGAAGAAGAGUAA